AUGAGCAAUUUUAUAUUAUUUGGAGCCUCAGAUUCAACCUUUUUUUAUGUUAUACUUACAGCUUUAAAAUUUAUUUUUUCAGCUUUAAUAGGUUUUAUAAUAGAUCAUGUUUAAUAUACAUAUAAUCUACUAUUUGGAAGUUAAUUAUUAAUUUUAUUUUCCUAUGCCUUUUAUCUAGUAUUUAUUGUGUAACUUUGUUCUUAAUAAUUAAUUAUAGAUUACUUGUAUUUUGCAAAUGCAUUUUUAAUAUUGGGUUAAUAGUUAGGAUCUAUUAUUAUUUUAACAUUAAUUUCAAAGCAUUAUUAGAGAGAUUAGAUUCCUUAUUAAAUAUCUUAUUUUCAAAAAUAUGGCUUUAGUGGAAAAUUAUUCUGUUCUGUAAUAGUCUUAAUACUAUACAUAAUUAUUAAUUUUUAAGAUAAAUUAACAACAGAAACUCUUUUAUUAAUAAAUAAAUAAAUCAUCAUUAUUUUAUCAAUUAUUCCUUUUAUAAUAUUAUUGGUAAUAUCAAUAUUUCUACAUUAAACAUUUGUGUUUUUUAAAUUAGAGGCUGAAGAGUUAAUGCCAGAAAUUAAGUUCAUUCCUGUUUAAUAAAAAGGAAAUUUACUUAAUGCUAUAAAAAAUAUUUUCAAAACUGAUAGUGCAUGGAUUGCUUUAUCAGCAGGAAUAAUAAUGGGAAUUAUUAAAAUUUGGUUAGCUUAUUAGGAGAAUUAAGUUAUUAAGAAACACGCGGAUGAGAUUUUUGAGACUUUUGGAAUUUAUAUGUAUUUUGAAUUACCAACUAUUAUAAGUAAAUAAUUCUUACAUAUAUAGGUUUGAGUUUGGUUUCAACAAUUAUUAAAAAUUUUGAAAUUGAAACAAUAUCUCUUUAAGCAUUGAUUGACAAAGCAAUAGAUUCUUUUGUUUUUUUUUUAUUAUCAAUUUUAUUAUCUACUUCUAUUGUUAAUGAUCAAAUUGGAAAAAUAAUAAUAUUUGGAAUAAUUAGAAUAUUUUAAUAAUACUAUUUAACAGUUAUAUCAGUAUUUAAUAAUAAAAACUAAAUUAGAUCUCUGGUGCCAGUAUUAUAGGUAUGUAAAAAGAGAAUUAUAAAAAUUAAGGAUUAACUUUUGGUUUACUUGGAAUGAUUGAGAAUGGUUUUGCAGUUUGGGUUGUUUUAGCAAUGUAAUUUGGAUUUAAAGCAGAAAAUGGUAUUAUCUAUGGAUUUGCAUUUGGAUAUUCUUUAAUUAGUAUAAUUUCUAGUAAAAUGCUUUAAUUUGACAAACAAGUUAAUAAAUUAGGACAUAAAGUAUACUCUAUAGAAUAAAAAAUUGAUAAUGUUGAGUCUUAAGAAGAAGAGUCAUGA
Messenger RNA from Paramecium primaurelia, 1339 nucleotides. The record is from the annotation of a GenBank genome assembly. NCBI's taxonomy places the organism in Eukaryota, Ciliophora, Oligohymenophorea, Peniculida, Parameciidae.